Lethenteron reissneri (Far Eastern brook lamprey) is the source of this 4517-nucleotide messenger RNA. RefSeq lists its product as uncharacterized. Lineage: Eukaryota; Metazoa; Chordata; Hyperoartia; Petromyzontiformes; Petromyzontidae. The record is from RefSeq and is a predicted model, not a curated record.
CGGCGGACAGGUCCCAAGUUUUUGGGUUUGGUCGCUCGGCUCGGCUCGCUCGGGUCAGUCGCUGAUGUUGCGCAACCUACCGGUGGUGGCCCAAGGAUGACCGUGCUGCUGCAUCUGUGCGUGAGCUUCGCCUUAUCCCUGCGCACCUACGAAGGGAACAGGCAGCACCGGGUUUGCUCUGCCGAGGUGCAAGCACCACGGGGAGGAGACGGAGCUGGCAACGAGACCGAUGUCCUCAUCCACAUAUUGGACCCCACUUUGCCCAAGUCAAACAAGUCGCUGUUGAGCCUGCAGUGCACAUGGGCCAGUCAGUCACCAGUCACCGUGCUCAUUUGGGUCAAUCCUCAACAUCAGGUGGAGGAAGCGUUGUCCACCGCCUCAACAUCCCAGCCACGUGCUCCCUCCUCGCAGCCGACCUCUUCCAGGUUUGGGACCGACAGUUAUGGACCUCAAGAGACAGUGAAAGAAAUACCUCAAGCUACGCUGGCCCUACUCACGGCCUCCCUACACUCAUCAUCAGAAGACCUCGGGUCACAUUCACGCGCGGUUGGGUGCGAGGUUUCACUGGGCAGCAGUGAGCCCGGCAUUGCCGUGGUCAACACAACAGUCUCUUUACAGGAAUUUACAACUUGCUCCUUCAUGAGCAGACUGACGCCAAGAGCCAAUGUCGAUCCAACGGAAGAGCCACAUGAAGGCCAGAAGGACGAGGAGCUGGCGUUCCGACAGGAGCAGGCCGCGAUCGUGAAGGUCAUUCUCUUCGUGGUGUGCACGAUAGCAGCCAUUGUUCUCAUGGUGUUCGGAGUGUUUGAGGUCAAAAUGGAGCAAAUAAGUGCUGUCGUCUGCAAAUUGAUCAGGGCACGGGAUGGAAGAAGCAAGGCGGAACCUGCUCGUGGAGUUCGUGAAGCCAGGAAUGGGAGCACGCAGGAGCAUCGGCACUCGUUUCAGAAGAUCCCUGCUCAUAAAUCCGACUUGAUCCUCGUAGAGACAAAGUUUUAGAUCCGUGUGGGUGUUAGGAUCUCAGGAUACAAUACUAGGCCUUGAUUUGUUUUCAGCAUAAAGCAACAUUGAUUAAUCCUUAUUCCUGAAUAUAAAGUUGCGUGGAAUUCACCAUUAUUUAUGGACAUCACUAGCAAGUAUUCAAUUAGACAUGGGUGUUCACUUUAGCUGUAAACAUUUCAAAGUGGAAGUGUAUGCAACAUUUCUGGGUUAUAUCAGAGCCAUGAAUGUUGCAACCUGCAACGUUUGAAAGUAACAUUGUUUAUCAGGUUGGAUGUGGUUAAGUAUAACUUUACGCACUUAUAUAUAUAAAUGCAAUAACUUUUUAAAAUAUAGUACACAAAUAGGUGAUUUAAAGAGGAAAUCAGGAACAUCGGCAUGCUUGGCAUAUCAAGAUGACGUCACCGUUCCUGUGCACAUUCUUGUGAAAGUCACCAACUCAAAAGGGAUGAGAUUAUGGAUGUUUUUAUAUUUAUAUACAGCAGUGUAACGAGGCAACUGUAUACCGGUUCCAUCCUGCAAGGACUCAUCAGUACAAUGCAGGCAUCAUUGCAUAGUGUUUCCACGAGGGUUGCUACUUGUCUUGGUCUUCCAGGGAUCACGCUCUUGUCGAGGUAGCUGACCUGGAUAAUCCGUUAGUCUUCACGCAACAUUUGGCAGUUGUAUAAUAAUAUGGUGCUCAAAAAAAAUGUGUUCCCAUGUGGUUGUCCUCUCUUCUGGUAUUGUGUGAUAUUCUUUUUUUCCAGUGAUAUGUCCAGUUCUUUUGUAUUUCAGAGGUAUCUCAAAGGUGGCAACCCUAGACAAUUAAAAAGUUACAUCAAGUUCGCGAAACAAAAUAGCUGCAAUCGGCCCAUAAGCCCCCGGCUCUUGCAUUAACUGCGUUGCAACGUCAUUUUAUGUCCGUUGAAGGCGAACGACACGGCAAUCUAUUCCUCUCGACGAGCUCUACACGAAGCGCUAAUCAAAGUUUAAAAGUUUUGUUUCUUCUGCGCAUUCGUCCUCGCUGCUGCGCUUGGGCGACAUGACAACAGAAUGAUCCGUGCCAGGUGGGUCGCGGCCUUUAUGUGCGUGGGACGGAGUCGCCAAAAAUACAUGAAUUACGAUUUUGACUUGCCCCAGGGUCCCGCCAUAAGGUUCAUUAUGGGAAAACUCGGGUUUGGUUCAGGGUUCAUAAUAUCCACCCCUUAUGUAUGUUACUCUACUUCAACCCAAACAUUAAACAGGACGUAUUUUGAAUGUAAAAUUCGAUUAACGUUUUCUAGUGUUCAAUAAAACUUCGUUUACAAUGCACAUUAUCAGAGUUAUGUUCUUUUGUUUGUAUUAUGACUGCAGGUAUUGCGGUCUAUGCAAACAUGACUCCUUGUAAAAAGGUGUCAGUUUUGUUGCCAGAUAGAAGGGUAAAGAACCAAUUAUCAUAUUUUUACUGGCAAAUGAGGUUCCCAUAGUGUAGAUGCUUGCCCCGAGCUCUCAUACUCUGAUGGUGCAUUGUCUUUGAGUUGUGCGCCUUUUGGCGUCAUCUGGUCCAACCCAUAUGAGACUAGGCUCUAAGGAAAGCUGUCUCGGGUGUGGACCAAUCAACUUCAAGGACAGUGCACAUUAUCAGAGUUAUGUUCUUUUGUUUGUAUUAUGACUGCAGGUAUUGCGGUCUAUGCAAACAUGACUCCUUGUAAAAGGGUGUCAGUUUUGUUGCCAGAUAGAAGGGUAAAGAACCAAUUAUCAAAACUUCGUUUGAUAAAUGUAUAGAAUUAAAACAAAGAACGCAGUGUACAAUACUGUACAUGUAUCCGUGUGCAGCAUGGGUGGAAAAAACCCGAUUUUUCCAGCGACAGGCAUCGGGUUUUUUCUUUAAUACAAUUAAACACGAUUUAGGGGAAUUAAAACCUGGUUUAAUGAAUACGAAACUCUGAUCCAAGGCUUAGGCUGCUUCCUCGUCGGUGCUGCUAUUAUUGUACUCGGGGGGCCGUCGGGCACGGGGUAGUCGUAGAAUGCGGCGGGCAGGUUGGUCUUGAUGAACACGAGCUUCUCCUCCACAAUCGUGGGCGCCAGUGAGUUCCUUGGCUUGGAAUGGAUGAAGCCCAUCGUUGAGAAGUUCCGCUCGAAUGCCGCAAUUAGAACCAAUUAAACCGGAUUUCUCCCAAUCUCAGAUGAUCGGGUUUAACAUAAAAAGACAAUUAAACCCGACUGUGCCACCCUUGGUGUGCAGUAAUGUAAACUGCAGGAAGAAAAAUCUGAACCCCACUGCCUCACUGGAGGCUAGGAACACUUGACCUGGGACCCGGUGUAACAGGCCGGAGUAUACCCGGGGUUAAAACGGCCGAGGUUCGAUUAUACCCGGGUAUAUUAUGGCCUAGGACAAUUUAUACUCUGGGGUAUAUUAUGGCCUCGGCCAAAUGAUGCCCCUCUAGGCCAAAUCAUACCCCCAUGAUAGUAAUUGUGUUGAGCGAUAUACACAUGAAUUAGUAAAUUUUUCCAACAUUUUAUUUAAAACUGUAAACACAUACACUGUGAUUGCUUCAACCAGAAAAACUUUAAUAAUAACCCUAAGCCUAAAAAUGCUUCAAUUGAUCAAAUUGAGAUUCUUACUUCCAUUUAUACGCUUUUUAGAUACAGAUUGAAGUUCGUUGUCGGCUGUUUUGCCUUUGAACUUUCACACGGGGCAUAUUCUGGCCUGGAGUGGUAUGGUCUGGCUCAGUCUGGUUUAAACCCCCGGGUAUAGUUUAGCCUAGGACACUUUAUCCCCCUAGGGUAUACUCUGGCCUGGGCCAAACUAUACCUGGGUUUAAUCGGGGCAGGGGUUAUUUUAGCCUGUUACACCGGGAUGUUGCCGCUUUCGGGGCCAGGGUGGCGAAUUUGUCCUUCCGUGGCAGCAUCAUCGCGGGCAGUGCAGUUACGAUGCAUCCAGGAAUCUUGCGUUCAACCGCGAAUGGCCGAGCCACAGAUGCGCGAUUGGCGAACCGUAUCUCAAUACAUUUAUCUGAAAACCGCCACAACUAAACCCGUCGAGAGGGAAGGAAUUGUCGUACUUGCAGAAGCCGGAUCUAAGGAAUAUUUUAAUUGAUUGUGGGACCAUAGCAUGGGAGUGAAAUGAAAUAACAAAACUUUAAAAGAACUCGUUCAAAGAAAGACACGUAGCAAUAACAAAAACAAACCCACACAUGAGCAAACGGUGCAGAAUAAAUAAUUACAUUUAAGAACACGCUGGAACAUAUAACAUGAUAUGCGUUUCGAUGUACUGUCUUGCAAGUAAAAAAAAGUGUGUAUGUUCCCUACUGAUUGUGUGAUACGUAGUGAAUGUAUUUAGAGUGGAAUUUGUAAUGGGUAGCUGUCAAACCACAGUGUUUCUAUUAAAAUAUUAACAAUGUAGCAACUUUGUCCUUGUUGGUAGAUAAUGGUGAGGAUUUGAAUAGGAUGGAUGCCUGUAAUCGGGCCAUGUACCGGAGCUGAAAUAUUUUUUUAAAAAUAUGCACACGCUGAGGUACACAAUAGGGAUGAGUUUUCGAAUUCAACACUUGCAACCUAGC